ACUCAAUUAGUCAAUUAGUGGUUUGUGACAGUGACUGUUUUAUCAAAUUGUGUCCGAAAUUCAGAUGCAACAUGCCAAGGAAAAGGCGUUCGACGGAAACGGAUUCUGACGAAGACUUCGAUGACGCGAGACACCCGCAGCGAAACGCCGCUAACGCGAGGGAGCGGGCUCGCAUGAGGGUGCUAAGCAAGGCGUUUUGCCGACUGAAAACCACCCUUCCCUGGGUGCCCGCUGAUACCAAACUGUCCAAAUUAGAUACUUUAAGAUUAGCCACUAGUUACAUCGCUCAUCUCAGAGCUGUGUUAAUGGACCAGCCGGUUCCAAGCGAGCAGUUGCACAAACACCCUCUAACACUAACAUGGCCCUUCAGUUUUCAACGUCCCGACUCCUCGACAGAUGUGAGUGGCGAAAGAGACCCGCAACCGUGGGGAGAUGUUCCUAUCCAGCCUGUCGUCAGGGAUAAAGACAUAUCCUAUUACUACUAAUUUAUUUGGAUGGUUCUUGCUACUGCGACUGCAUAUAGGAAGAGAGCGAUUAUGCCCGACAAAUUAAAGAACUUUCUUUAAAUUUAUGAACGCUAUUUAUUUUGCGGAUAAGUGGUGUCAAUAUUGGGCACACAUGAUAUUUUCGACGUCUUAUUUAUUAUUAGUUGUAAGGGUGUUUGCAUGUCAUUAGGGUUGAUCCACUUCUUUCUUUUUGGUUUUAACUGGCCAUAGAAUGUAAACGUUUGGUAAAGAUGACAGGGUCAGAAUAUGGACCCACAAACAAAUUGUAUUUGCGUACAAAUAAUACACAUUGCAACUGGUAGCGUGGUAUGAAUAUAUCAUGUGCCUAUGCACGUGUAGUGCCGUUAGUAAAGAACAAGAUUGACGAAAUCACAGCAUAUAUUGACAUGAAAAUGCAACGUUCUGUCGUUUUUUUUUUUGACAAUCCAAAGCUGUUGUAGCCUAAAUAUCUUCACAAUGUUCAUUUUAUUAUUCAUAUCAGGUAACACUUCUUCAAAUUUGACAAAAUAUUUACGGUUACAUUCACAUUUAGACUAUAACUUAAACUGACCUUUCAAGUACUGUAAUUAUUGUGGAAAUUACACAUUUUACAUGUUACGUAUCAUUAUUGUUUAUAAAUAAUAUUGAGCUACUAUUUAUGUCAAAACAAACAUCUGUAGUUCCUUACAAACUAGACAAAAUUGAGCACAUCGUA
Molecule: messenger RNA, 1200 nt
Organism: Anoplophora glabripennis (Asian longhorned beetle)
Lineage: Eukaryota; Metazoa; Arthropoda; Insecta; Coleoptera; Cerambycidae
Product: musculin-like
Exons: 3
Coding region: 72-485 (137 amino acids)
Biological process (GO): developmental process; regulation of transcription by RNA polymerase II
Molecular function (GO): DNA-binding transcription factor activity, RNA polymerase II-specific; RNA polymerase II transcription regulatory region sequence-specific DNA binding; protein dimerization activity
Source: RefSeq, a predicted model, not a curated record